Molecule: messenger RNA, 11077 nt
Organism: Anolis carolinensis (green anole)
Lineage: Eukaryota; Metazoa; Chordata; Lepidosauria; Squamata; Anolidae
Gene: itpk1
Product: inositol-tetrakisphosphate 1-kinase
Exons: 10
Coding region: 560-1777 (405 amino acids)
Biological process (GO): inositol trisphosphate metabolic process
Cellular component (GO): cytoplasm
Molecular function (GO): inositol-1,3,4-trisphosphate 5-kinase activity; inositol-1,3,4-trisphosphate 6-kinase activity; ATP binding
Source: RefSeq, a predicted model, not a curated record
UCAAAGAGUGGAAGCUGCUGCUGCUGCGGCGGCGGCGGUGCUUGGUUGCAAGCGGGCCCCAAGGAGGGGCCGCGGGGAGAGGGAGUGUCCUUUGCCCGCGUUUCCCCUCCUUCUUUCGGGGGAGGAGAGAGGAGGAGGCCGGCGAGAAGGAGCAGCAGGAGGAAGUGGAGGCGUCGGCGGGGAAGAACCGGGGGACGGCAGCCUCUCCGCCUGGCCAUUGCAAGGCAGGCACCGGGCUCUUCGGGUCUCUCUCCGUCCUUCUCUCCUCUUCUGGCCUCGCCAAGGGCCUCCUUGGCCAGCCAAACAACUCCCCAAGUUUCCCUGAUGGCUGCAGAAGGGCUCCUUUUUGGCUCCUCCAGAUCCAAGGCGAAGGAAUAACACCCCUCUUUUUGCAAAAAAGGAAAAAGAAAAUAUCUCCCCCAAAUAACCCCAGAUGGCUGGGAAAUCUUAAGAAAAGACCCUUCUCUGAGCAACCCAAGAAGAGGACAGCAUUAUUUGCGUAUCCACAUCAACCUCCCCCUUGGUUGCAUUUUGUUAUUAUUUUGCCCUGGAAGAGAAGAUGCAGACCUUUCUGAAAGGGAAGCGGGUGGGCUACUGGCUGAGCGAGAAGAAGAUCAAGAAGCUGAAUUUCCAAGCCUUUGCAGAGCUUUGCAGGAAAAGAGGAGUAGAAGUUAUACAGCUUGACCUUACCAAACCAAUAGAAGAUCAGGGCCCAUUAGAUGUGAUCAUCCAUAAACUGACUGAUGUCAUCAUUGAAGCUGACCAAAAUGACAGCCAGGCACUGGCAUUGGUUCAUAGGUUCCAGGAGUAUAUUGAUGCUCACCCUGAAACCAUCAUUUUGGACCCUCUGCCUGCUAUCAGGACAUUGUUGGACCGAUCAAAGUCUUAUGAACUUAUCAGACAAAUAGAGACAUACAUGCAAGAUGAAAGAAUCUGUUCACCACCAUUUAUGGAGUUGACAAGUGCAUGUGGAGGAGAUACCUUGGAGCAAAUAGAAAAGAAUGGAAUUGCAUUCCCAUUCAUUUGUAAAACAAGAGUCGCCCAUGGAACCAAUUCUCAUGAGAUGGCUAUCAUAUUCAACCAGGAAGGCCUGAAGGCCAUUCAGCCACCAUGUGUAAUUCAAAGCUUCAUCAACCAUAACGCUGUGUUAUACAAAGUCUUUGUAAUCGGAGAGUCAUACACUGUGGUGAAGAGACCAUCAGUUAAGAACUUCUCAGCAGGCGUUUCAGAUAGAGAAUCAAUAUUUUUCAACAGCCACAAUGUAUCAAAACCAGAAUCCUCUUCCAUUCUAACAGCACUUGACAAGAUAGAAGGAGUGUUUGAGAGACCAAAUGACGACGUCAUCCGGUCAAUUUCGAAGACGCUGAGGCAAGCACUUGGGAUUUCUCUCUUUGGAAUAGACAUCAUCAUUAACAACCAGACUGGUCAGCAUGCUGUCAUUGAUAUCAAUGCAUUCCCAGGAUAUGAGGGUGUUUCAGAGUUCUUCACUGACCUCCUGAACCACAUAGCUGCCGUCCUGCAGGGCCAGUCUCCGGAGGCGUCCCCGCUAAGCCGUAGCAAGCACCUGGCCGAGCAAACCAGCCUUGUGGGGGAGCGGACAUGCUGUGCGGCCGCAGCCUGCCGGAGCCUGAUGGGCAAAGACUCCUGGAUUGUGGACAGCGAGACCAACAGCUCCGUGAAGCUUCAGCACCAGAGACUAGGCUGUAACUCGGCAGUGUCUCCGAGCUUUCAGCAACACUGUGUUGCCACAUUGGCAACGAAAGCCUCCUCCCAAUAACCCAAUCAGUGCCACAGACUGAGAGAGAAAAAGAGAGUGAGAGAGAGAAAACUGUAGGCUCAAGGAUCAGAACAGGCUGGUUGGUAAUGCUACUACUAAACAAAACAAAUCUUUGUUGAUUCAACGUGAUUUUGAAAAUGAAAACAAAAUUAGCACUCUGGGUCCACUUCAUCAGAUUCCUAUUGUAGAUCUGUAGUGAAAUUACACAUGUGUGUGUGUGUGUCUGUGUGUGUGUCUGUGUGUGCAUGUGUCUUAAUCACUAGACCUUAAUAUAGGAGGAUGGGUUUUGUAUUCCACCGCACCCCUCUUGCUCCUCUCUUUGUAAUUGUUAGUGACGAGGAUCUCAAGGCUAAACCUCAAAGACUGAAUAGGAUGAUGUUGAAAAUGUCUUCAAGCAAAUUUAGCAGCCCCUUUUCUUGGUUCCUUCCCAACACAAUGCAAAGAGUAAAGUGAGAGUCUACACAUUUGUCAUUUCUGUACUACACAUAUAUUAUUUGUGUAUUGAACAUGGUAAAACCUAAAAGCCCAGGUUUGGCGUUCUUCAUUUUGAUUAGAACCACCUUCAAACUGUCUCCUGAAUAAGAAAUAUCACUUCGCUUCUCAUUUACCACUGUGAAAAAUAUAUCCCAUCACCUUGUUAAAUUUCAUAACAGAAGAAGGUUGAUUCAACACUACUGAGGUUGGGAAUCACGUAGCCCUCCAUAUGAUGUUGGACUGUAACUUCCAGCAGAAAUAAUGAUGGUGAAUGCUUGGAGUUGCAUUUUGAAAACAUCUGGAGGACUCAAUGUUUCUCAUCUCUGAUUUAUCUAGCAUCACAGGUUGGGAACAUUAGCAUAUCUGACACAAGGGGGAAUGCAAGGAAGUUGUUUUUCUACUGGUCUUUUUUCAUUGUCUGCUGCUUUACUGAUCCUUGAAUUACAACUAUCUUUAUGACCACUACUCCAUCAUUUCUUCAACAUUGGGCAUUAUCUUUUAGUAAAACUUUAGGAAAGUUCUUUUUCAUGGAUUUCACUCCCCAGAAUCUUCCAACCAACAUAGUCAGUGAGUUCUGGGAGUUGCAAUCCAAACAAUAACAUCUCCAAGGUUUGAUUCCUUCACACUAUUCCUUCCAUGUUUCUUGGGUUGUUUAUUUGGGGAUAAUUUCACAAGGACAAGAUGUACUAACCCAAUGGUUCUCAACCUGUGGGUCCCCAGGUGUUUUGGCCAUAACUCCCAGAAAUCCCAGCCAAUUUACCAGCUGUUAGUAUUUCUGGGAGUUAAAGGCCAAAACAUCUGGGGACCCACAGGUUGAGAACCACUGUACUAACCUGUCUUUUGCAGUCCUGCCAUUUGUUGACCCAUGUGCAUGCCUAAGCUGUUUAAGGAAAUGCCAUUAGAAGUGUCACACUUCACUAAGGGAGUGACUGAAUGAACUUGGAGUCUAUGGACUAGUUUGCACAUUGAUUGAUACGGCCCUUCUCUGUGAGGUGAGGGAUUAUGUGAAUGCACUACACAUCUGCCAGGAUCCAUAGGAUACUAAUGAUGAAAACAGCUUCCAUGAGUAAAAUGAGAAGGACGGUGCCUCAUGGGCCUACUGUGUGUCCUCCAAAUCUGCUCCGAAGAGCUGGGAAACCUUGUGGGGCAAUUUUUCUGUUGUUACAGAUGGCUCGGGAAGGCAAGGGAAAGGAAAAGAAGAGAAGGAAUGGGAGAGGAGUCCAUUGUGAUAGUGGUUGGUGGCUAGCAUUUUGAAUUUAUACCAGAGGUAGACAAAUCAGAUGAAUGUGGUCUCUUAUCAUGCACACCUAUCCCCUCAGGAAAGGUAUUUCUAAUGAUCACUCCUUGUGUAUACAGAAGCAUAGAUAGGAGCAACCAUUCCCCUUCAGAACCUUUUUAGCCUCUCGUUUUGCCCUUAAAAAUGGAUGUUGACAUCCAGUUACAUUUAAUCUGGGGUGUGUAGAUUUUAGUGCAGCAGAUCCAAAGAUAUCAGAGUGGCUCUCCAAAUUGUUCAUUUGCAGUCUGGCUGCAGUGCAGUGAUAUAGGCUAUACACAUGACUCUUCCCCUUCGUUUUCUUCUUUUUCUUGGGCGAAAAGGAAGCUAUUUAUCAUGUGGAUGUAUAGGCAACAUCAGGUUGUACUUUGUCAAGUUAUACAAUGAAGCGUAAGUAUUCACAGUCCCGCAAAACUGGUAAAAUGAUCCAUUCCUGGAAGUGUUACUCUACCCUCCCAUCCCCCUGAUGCCAGGUAUUUUUUCAUCUCUGGAAAAGGAAGAGAACUAAUGAAUCUCUGAUGAAAUUUUGGACUGGGGAAGAUGAAAAUAAGAUUUCCAGAGUCAGUGCAAAGAAAAACAAAGUGUUUAUCCAAUCCUCAGGGGUGUAUUUUGUGGGGAAGGAGAGACAGGAGGGCUAAUACUUCUAUAAAAAAUUAAAUUUAAGCAGAACCCAGCAAUGAACUACAAACAUUAAUAGUCUUUUUAUAUAAAAGGGUUUUCUUAUUUUAAAAUAGAAGUUAGAGAUCAUCAGAUCUUUGUUCUGAAUUCCUAUAUCAAAUUCUGGUCAUAACAGUUCUAAGUAAUGACCUUCUCCACUACUAAGAGUUGGCAUAGUGUCAUAACAAAGGUAAGGGCUUGCCUGCCAUAUUUCCCAGCUAGUGGGAUAGAAGUGAAACAUAGGUUGAACAUGAAUUUGUUAGCCUCUUUGUAAAUCUAUGAGCUAAAAGAACCAACUAAAACUUUUCUUUUCAGUUUGAUUUUGUGUGACUGCGGAUGUAUGUGCAACACAAGCCAGGACAUCAGGUUGCCCCAGUGCAUGGCAUCUCCAAAAGCAACUGAAUCUCCCUGAAAUAUUUAAUAAGUCGAAAUUACUUGUCACCUUGUUUGAAUCACAAACCAAACAUUUUGAAAUAGAAUCAUGCUUCUUGUUUUGACAAGUGUGAAUUUAGCCCUUGCUUUUGGAGAGCAGUCAAUCUACCGUAUUUAUGGCAUUAUUACCUUACAAUUUUUUGUGACCAUUAUCCCCACUGUGACCCCUUUAUUUGUUGAAAUGGCAAUAUUCAAAUUGAGCAUUCUAAAAAGACUUGUUCAGCCCAAUUGUCUAAUAGUAGACAUUUCAGAACUAACUGUUUACAUUAAUCUGAGUGUUGGAUCCAAUUGCAGUGUCCUUAAUGCUGUUUCUGGUUUUAAUAAUGACUAAAGAAUUUAUUUUAUUGGCUGCCUUCUAAAUUUUGGUUGGCUUUAUUUUGCACUGCUUGAUUUCUUCAAAAUAAACUACUGAAAUAUAAUUGUGCAUUUUAUAUGUGUUUACAAAUGAUUAUUAAGUAUAUUUUCUAACUUCUCUAAAGUCUUAACACAGAGGAUGUCUUAGAUCUUGACUAUAACUAGGACCUGUCUUUAAUUCUGUCGCUGGGUAGGUUGCCAGCUUCUUUCUUCCCAUAACUAUUACUGAUGCUAAUUUAAGAAAGAUUAUGGUGUGAUUUUUUUAAUUCCACAAAUAUUCUGUAAUUAGAUGGCAUUAUAGCUGGAUUCAUCAAGUAUCUUGCCAUUCUUUAAGGUAUUUUUCUUCUGUUGUAAUAUAUUGAGUCUAACAACAAUGCUGCAGUGCUGUUGGUGUCAAAGAAAGUGUGGGUGUGCGCCUAUGAAUUACACAGUAGAAGUGUUCCCAAACGCAAAACAAAAAAGCAGUUACAUGGUUAUUAAAUUGUGUGCUGCAGUUAAUGCCAUAGCUUUUGAACUCCUAUUUGUUUCUGGAGAUAUUCUGGAAAUAUUUAUAUAUUUUUGUUUCUAAGGACAUCUUUCUGUGUGUGAACUUGCCCUGCCGAAAAACUUCACAUUUGGACAUGCAUAGUGUUCCCUGUUAGACAUUGACCUCAGUCUUGACUAUAAUAGACCCAUUCAGUUAAUUACAUUUACCUGUAUAUUAUCAUUCAGUGUUUAAAAUGUCUGCUAUAGUUGGGACUAACCAGCAAGAUGUCAGCCACAGAAUGACAACACUUGUACACUUUUCCGUCAAGAGGAAAAAUAGUUCUGAGUUCUUCAAUUUGGCUCAAUGUGUACCAGGAAAAACCUAUUGUGGCAGGUGAGUAGCAGCCGAGAAGUCACCAACAGACCUUGGAGUAGUUUUAGUGCUGUUCUUCAAAUGUUUGUGACUUUGAUUGGGUGAAGGAUGAAAGGUUUUAUGUAUAAAUUCACAUAAGCUGCUUUCAGUGUUUUCUUUGUUCCUCACUUUUUAAAGAAAAGCACAGCUAUCUAAUGAAUGAAGUGGGUUCAAGAUUGAGGGCUGGCACAAACAAGGGAAACAGCUUACUGAAGUAAUGUUCAAUGUACACUAUGUAACAUUCCUUAGGAAUACGUUGUCAUAUCGAUCUACAGAAUCCUGGAUAAAGGUGAUCAUGAGUAAGAAUACAUAAGAAGCAGCCCUUUAGUGUACUUUUUGUUUGAGAAGCAUGUGCAUCACACACUUUGCUGACAUAUAACAGUUGAGAAAUUUGUAAACUUAAUACCAGAAGAUUUGCCACAGUUUACGCAUAAAAUAAGGGAGAGGCUGAAAUGUUUUAUUGCCAGGUUAAGCAAACUGGAAUAAAAACUAUCUGUCCAGGAAUACGUAUUGUCGAAGGCUUUCACAGCCAGAAUCACGGAGUUUUGUGUGGUUUGGCCGUGUUCUAGCAGUAUUUUUUCUUGAUGUUUCACCUGCAUCUAUGACUAGCAUCUGUGCUGAAUGUCAGGACAAAAUGCUGCUAGAACAUGGCCAUACAGCCCGGAAACCACACAACACCUCCAUGUCCAGAAAUAAAUGGUGCUAGAGACGCUUUCAAAUCAAAACCAACCCUUUAAUAUGCUUUUCCCAUCAGGGGUAUCCUAAACAAAAUGUUGACUUCAGGUUAUUUUUAUUAAUUCUGUAGAUCAGUUUAAGGUUUUCUCCCAAUUUUUUGAACAAUUUUGUAAUACUGCAUGGAAAUUAUUUUUUUCAAAAUACCUGAUGCCUAUGUCCUAAACCUAAAGUUGGAAUUGAGAUGUAAUCAACCAGAAUGAUUAAUGAUAACAGCAAGAUGAAAUGCAGGUGCUUGCAUAUUAAAUGCACAAACUAGCUUCACAAUUCUUCAUUAUCCCUGCACAAAUUUCUUGGCUUUUAGGCAAGUGUGUCUUGUAUGCUGCAGCAGCAUCAAGCUUUGUGGACUUCUCCAGAAGUAGCCAGCAGUCAUAUACAGCAGCUUCCUAGAUGCACAUGCUAAAGAUAUGUAAGAUAGAUGUGAAACCGGCAUCAUUCAAGGUCUUUCCCAUGAUUUAUUGUAUUCUACGGAUCCCAACAAUACAACUUUUGGUUGUACUAAGUCAAAGAUGUUUGGAGAGCUUUUGCAUCUGAAGGGUGGGAUCUAAAUACUUGGAUGAAUGAAUGUAAGAAAGACUCUGUGUGGUUCAUGGUGGUCCAAAAACUAUGAAUUGACAAGAAGAGGCACACAUGCAUUGCAUUAUGGUCAGGUAUCGUCUGAAAGGUUUCAGAACAUACUUGGGAAUCAAUCCACAUACAAUUAAACCUCAAUCUCUAUUAGAAAAACUCCUCUUUCCAGAAAACUGUAAAAAAAACACACACACAACCCUGUCGCCUUCAGCGUGAAUGUAAAUGCCAUAUCUGUCUGCACUGCUUUAGUUCCCUGUGGUGUGCAAAAUGAGCAAAUAUUCUUCACGCUCUUUCUCAGAAUCUGCUGUAAAGUUGUAUCCUAUUUAUAUAAAUUAUUCAUGGCACUAAGAUGUACUUAGAAACAAGAAUGGCAAGUAUGUAGAAGUACAUUAGUAGUGGACCUUCAUCAAUACUGUUGUUUUCACUGGCUUAAAAUGGGAAAAGUUAUACCUCCUUCUAGUCUCCUUGUGUAUAUUAAGUGAAUAGUGUGAUUUUUGUCAUUUUGUCAAUAGUUUUUUUUUAAUGGUUGGAAAAAUAUAAAAUUUUUGAUGUCAGCAGCUUUGUUAAUUAAAAUAAAGACAAUAUUACUCAGUUAAAUAAAUCCCAGCUGAUUUAACUAGAUAAUGUGGUGGUUUUAAACUGAAAUGAGUCAGAUGAAAAGAUCAUUAUAAACUUGCUUUUUAAAUGUUGUUUUUCAGUAAUCCACAGAUACGUAUGGUGACAGUGACAUUAGAGGAGACAUUCUCCACUUCCUAAGAGAAGGAAUUAUUUUGAGAUACUGCUUGUAAAUCUGUGUAUUUGAAUAGAUGAGUGGAUGGAUGGAUGAUGAUUUAUUGGCAAGCACUUCUUUUCUGACUAUUUUUUUUCAGGGAAAUUAAAUGAUUUAUUUAAUUUUUUUCAAUUCUGAUUGAAAGGCCUAUGAAGACCUCUCCUAAUAGUAUAAUUUAUAUAACAUGCAAAAAUGGUAGGAGAAAUUGGGUGUUUCUCAUUCAAAGAAAAAGCAAUACUAAGCAUUCACUUUCUUUGAGGUUUGUGGGAGGUCUUCAUUCCCAAUAGAAAAAAUGAGCAAGGCUGCCAAACAGGAUCCAUUUUUCACGGAUGUACAAUUCCUCCUUCCCUGUUCCAGAAUGAAAUGAUGUUAUCUUGAACUAGCAUUUAAUGCUGCUCUUUGUGCUGCUAAGGCCCAGGCUCCGUAAACCAGAUUAUACCGUGAGACUCUAUAGUAGCAGGUUCUGGGGAGACUUUCUGCAAGAAAAGUCAGAGACAGCUCAGAUUGUGGUUGUGUGUCUUCAAGUCAUUUCCAACUUAUGGCGACCCUGUUGGGUUUUUCGUUUUUUUUAGGCUAAGGGUACAUCUAACGGACCACUUACCGCAAAGGGCUAUCAUAGGUUCCCAAACUUAUUUGGCCUACCACCCCCUUUCCAGAAAAAAUAUUACUCAGCGCCCUGGAAAUUAUUUUUUUUUUAAUUUUGAUAGCAAUUAAACAGAAAGAUAUAUGUACCUGUGGCCAUCACCGCUCCCCUGGAUUGCUGCAGCGUCCACCAGGGGGCGGUAGCGCCCACUUUGGGAAUCACUAGUAGGGAAUCAACUCCAUGGCAGGUAAACAACGCAUACGCCUGCUCUGGGUUAACACAGGCAAAACUGCUUAAUGCAGUCUUGAAACCCAUUAACCAAAACAGUGGGUUUCCCCCCAGAAUCUGGAGCAAACUGUGACUUUGGGCCCAUGUAAAUAGUUGGGUCAUUUUCAAGAUGGAAGCCACCUCACCUGUUUACAUUCCCCGAGCUGAUAUUAGCUGUCUCCUUCCAUGACAGUCUAAAUCAGUGGUGUCCAGCCUUUAGUCCCCCAAGUGAUUUUACUCCCAGUCCAGGGCUUCUGGGAGUUGGAGCCCCAAACUCCUAGAAGACCAAAGGUUGGAUGCCACUGGUCUAAACCCUUCCAGGGAUGAUCUGGCAUUUGCCACACUAGAUCAACCCCAGGAUGAAACAUAGAUUGAACCCUUUUUUGUCAACUACAUGCAUUUUCCAUGGGGUCUACUGUUUGCUGGAGAGUGGAUUUAGGGGAGUGUAUUCAAAUACAGGGGCAAGUGGUGUGUGUCCAAUAGGAUAGCAGUUUCCAGUAGGCUGUUAGGAAUUGUAGGAGUUGAAGUCCAAAAUCCCUGGAGGGCUGAAGUUUGCACAUGUUUGUAGUAUAGGCAAUGAUGAAGCAUGCUGAGGCUUGAUGUCCAGCAUCAUCUAAAGAUCCACACCCUGUAUGUGACCGUAUAGUCAUCAUUCCACAUUUGCGGAUUUGGCUUUUGUGGAUUUGAUUAUUCAUGGAUUUAAUCAAAAUGUAUUUUCUAGGAAUCUCUAGGUCUUGCAAUGUGACUUUAUGAUCAGCUUCUGCUGGAAAUUGAGCAUAGUGUCAUGCUGGAGAAUCUCUAGGUCCUCUAGUAAAAUUCCGUGGUCAAAUACCAGUAGAGGUUCAUGCAGGAGAACCUAGAGAUUCCUGGAGAGGUGUUCCCUCAGGCAAAAACAUAACAAUUUUAUAAUUUGUGCGUCUUCAUUUUUGCAGAACCCAGUGCUCUAAACCCCAAUGAAUAUGGAGGGCUGGCCAUAUCGUGUUCAUAACAUUGAGAGAUUCUAAAUAUGUUGUUUAGUCUGAUUCCCAACACUAUCCCACACCUUCAAAUAAUUUCAGAGUUACUAAUAAGUGAACGCUAUUAAAUGCAGCUAAAAUGGAGCUUAGGGAACUCGGGGGGGGGGGGGCGUUGUAAGCAACCCAUGACAAGUUCUUUUUCCCCACCAUCUGUCCAGCAAUUGCUUAAUUCAACCUUUUACUAUGUGAACAGAUGCGUGUAGUAUUUUAAUGUUUCAAAUAUAUAUAUAAGUAUUUGGGAGAAAAUGUGAUUACUAUCUUCUAGACACUGCGGUUGAUGAAAGAAUAUUCAAGAGGUCUUUAUCUCUUUUGUAAAGAAAAGAAAAAAGCUAGUGCUUGUUUAGCUUUGGUUUUUUUUUAACUGUGUGAGAUAUAUAUUUUAAGUUAUUUAUUUCUUUAGAUCUUCUACUCCCCCUCAAGUGUGUUUCCAAGUACAUCUACAGUCCAUAAUUAUAACAGUUUGAUACUGCUUUAAUUGUCAUGGUAAUCUUCUGUGAAAUACUGAGAAUUGUAGUUUGGAGACGUAUUUAGAAUUCUUUGCUAGAGAGCUUGGGGGCAUUAAUAAAUACCUUAUCAGACCACAUUUCCCAGAAUUAAACAGGAUGGAACUGAACUGGUACUGAACUGUUGUAACUAAUAGUUACUAACUAUGCUCGCUUCCUAAUUAGAAUCCAUUAAAAUUAGUAAUUAACUGGGGUUUUUUUAGUUUAUUGAAUUGGGAGCUUUUCUUGAAUACCAGUUUCACAUGUAAUGUUCACGGUUCAAAACUCAAAUACAUAUGGGACCAUUUUCAUGUGUCUGCCAAGUUUGAUGUUUCUUCCCUAACCCUAAACCUCUGACAUUUUAUUAUAGAGUUAGCAAGUGUGAGUGUUUGUGAUUUGCUUUGGUCCUAUGCACAAAACUACUUUUAUGAAAAACUAAAUGAUUUUGUAUUUAAUGUGUAUAUAUACAUACAUAUAUAUAUAUAAAGAAAUAGAUCUAUAUAUAAUAAAAAAAUCUGGGCUGAUAAAAAACCAAAAAUAGCUUCUUUUUAGUUAUGCAGCAUGAUGAUUCAUCCUUCUCAGUAAUAAUUCGGUGCUUCCUUGUGCUUAAGUUCUUGAUUUUCAAUAUUGAUAUAUCCCGUUUUAUCUUUUUUUGCCAACACCUGUGAUGAACUCCCCGCCUCUCUUACUUUUAACAGUAGUUAAAAUGCACUCACAUUGUUAUCUGUGUUGUUUCUGUGUCUGCCGUGAAGACUAAACUGUCUUUGCCUCAAAAAAAACAAACCUGAUUUUAAAUAAAUGCCUUAUUCCAAUA